GCUUUCAAAUCCAAACAUAACAUCUCAACAUUGAACUCGUUUGAAAUCUCUAAACAAGCGAUAGAGCUAAACAAAAUGGCAAUGAGGUUCUCAUCACUUACUAAAAUCGUGCUUCUCUCUGCAGCUAUGUUGCUUUUGGUCCACGCAAGUGCUCGCACUUUACAGCAAACUCAGACUCUGCCUCUCCAAGGAGGAGGAGCUGCUCCUACCAAAGAUGAGCCUCAUAUGGUUAAUGCCCCUCUUGAGGACCAGAAGAACUUCAUCUACGGCGGUGGAAUUGGCGGUGUUGCCGGAGUUGGUGGAUUCAUGGGGAUGCCAGGUGGUGGAAGUGGUGGCUCUGGCAUGACUUUCCCACUCCCGAGUGGGACGCCGCUUCUUGGUGGGGCUGGUGGGCUUGGUGGUUUGGGUGGUGCAAUGGGGUUCCCUGGUGGACUCGGUGGUGGACCUAGUGGUGGUGGUGUUCCAAGUUCAAGCGGUGGUUCUCCUUAAGACAGAUCAUGAUGAUUAAUUGGUUCCUAUGUAGUAUGUAACUCCAAGAUGUUUAGGAGGAAGUGAAGUUUUGUUUCGUUGUGUUAAGUUUGGAUCUUUGAUGUCGUUUCUGUGUUUCUCUUAUCGUCUUUUUCGUCAUCAGUUUAUGGUUUGACGUUAUGUUUGUGUUUCCUUGUUCGUAAUUUCUUUAAUAAUAUUCGUUCUGUUUUUGUUU
Molecule: messenger RNA, 703 nt
Organism: Arabidopsis thaliana (thale cress)
Lineage: Eukaryota; Viridiplantae; Streptophyta; Magnoliopsida; Brassicales; Brassicaceae
Product: glycine-rich protein
Exons: 1
Coding region: 76-489 (137 amino acids)
Source: RefSeq, marked reviewed